This is a messenger RNA of Saccostrea cuccullata (small rock oyster), 547 nucleotides long. RefSeq names its product TBC1 domain family member 25-like. The transcript is spliced from 4 exons. NCBI's taxonomy places the organism in Eukaryota, Metazoa, Mollusca, Bivalvia, Ostreida, Ostreidae. The record is from RefSeq and is a predicted model, not a curated record. The annotation marks the transcript as partial.
CUGGAAAUGAUGACGUGAAUGUCAGAAUGAUGGGACUUACCCUGUCAUACUAAGAAGAAAAGGAACUUUUCAUGACUUAUCAUGUCAAAAUCGGGAUUCUUUGGACUUGAGUCAAGAGAAGUUGUGAGGGUUAAAGUGAAGAAAUAUGAAAGUUUUCUGCAGCCAGAGUCAAAGAAAUUUUCAUUGGACCCACAAAUUACAUCAUUUGAAAUGCUUCAACACAUAAUAGCAAGUGCUUUCAAUAUAAGAGGAGAUUUUACUAUGAGUUACCUUGUUAGAGAUGACUAUGGACAGGAAAUCUACCUGAGUAUGCUGUCUGAUUGGGAUAUGGAUGCAGCCAUUCAAAGUGCUUCAGAUCCAUUUUUGCAGCUCAAAGUGGAUGCCAGACCAUUUGAAGAGGGAUUGGAUGACUGGGACAUUAUUGCUCCAGUAGAUGUGCCACAAUACAAAAUGUCCAGCUUCCUGGAACGUAAUAUUUUAGGCUCUUUGACUGGAACACUUUCAAGUGGAAUGGGAAAAACUCUUACACAUAUGCAAAGAGCAAUGG